This is a messenger RNA of Hordeum vulgare subsp. vulgare (domesticated barley), 1256 nucleotides long. Its product is annotated as transcription factor MYB60-like. NCBI's taxonomy places the organism in Eukaryota, Viridiplantae, Streptophyta, Magnoliopsida, Poales, Poaceae. The coding region runs from base 143 to 1051 and encodes 302 amino acids. The transcript has 2 exons. The record is from RefSeq and is a predicted model, not a curated record. Gene Ontology annotation, biological process: response to auxin.
ACUCACUCCCAUUCAGCUCCAAGCUCCUUGCUAUAUAUACACACAACACGCUUGAGACAGUGCACGGCCAGAAAAAAGACGAGACCAAAUCAAGCAGGAGCCUGGGAUCCAGAGAGAGAGAGAAAGUGAUAGAAGUGUGGUGAUGGGGAGGCCGCCGUGCUGCGACAAAUUGGGCGUGAAGAAGGGUCCGUGGACGCCCGAGGAGGACAUCAUCCUGGUCUCCUACAUCCAGGAGCACGGCCCCGGCAACUGGCGGUCGGUGCCGGUGAGCACCGGCCUCAUGCGCUGCAGCAAGAGCUGCCGCCUCCGCUGGACCAACUACCUCCGCCCCGGCAUCAAGCGCGGCAACUUCACAAGCCACGAGGAAGGCGUCAUCGUCCACCUCCAGUCACUCCUCGGCAACAGAUGGGCAGCGAUCGCGUCAUACCUUCCGCGGAGGACGGACAACGACAUCAAGAACUACUGGAACACGCACCUCAAGAAGAAGCUCAGGAAGCAGCAAGCCAUGGGAGCCAUCUUCGCGCCGCCGGCGUCCUCCCCCGGCACAGCAGGCGACAACUUCGACCACCGCCACCACCAUGACAUGAUCUCCAGGGCCGACGGACACGGCGCCGGCCAGGCGUACAUCAACAUGGAGGUCUCGCAACUGAUCGCCGGGCGUGGUCAGUCGCCGUUCGCCGCCGCCGCCGCCGAGGCCUGCUCCUCGUCAUCCUACGCUUCGAGCGUGGACAACAUAUCCAAGCUACUCGGCAGCUUCAUGAAGAGCUCCCCGCCGCCGCCGCCGCACAACAGCUACGACGCCGAUGACGUCAAGCCUGUGCUGCCUUUCGACAGUAUGUCCGGCACCGGCAGCGCCGAGCUGAGCUUCACCACCAGCGUGCAGCAGCCGGCGCUAAUGGAGGCAGGCGUCGGGUACGGGUAUGACGACGAGAACGAGACCAAGCCGCAGCAGCAUCAGGCGCCGCUGUCUUCCAUCGAGAAGUGGUUGUUCGAUGAGGCCGCAGAGCUGGAGCUGUCCGACGAGUGCUACUCCGUUCCAAUGCUGUUCUAGCUAGCUAGCUAGCUGGGAAAGUAAAUUAAGAAACAACGUCGUCACACCCCACACGCGCACAAGCAUACUGUGUUAAUUAGGUCAAUUAUUUUUUGUCACUUCUUGUUCUAGGAGAUACCUAUGCUUCCAUCCAUGUUUGAUACACACACAAGUAAUGAGUCAAGCCUCUAUCAUGCAAACAAAACAAAACAAAAAACUUUGGUAA